Molecule: messenger RNA, 711 nt
Organism: Lycium ferocissimum
Lineage: Eukaryota; Viridiplantae; Streptophyta; Magnoliopsida; Solanales; Solanaceae
Exons: 3
Coding region: 1-711 (236 amino acids)
Source: RefSeq, a predicted model, not a curated record
AUGGUUAAGGUAUUGUCUUCUUCUUCUUCUUCUUCUUGGCUCUUCUCAGCAAUCUAUGCUAGUAACGCCCUCUCUAAUAGAAUGGAUCUGUGGGAUAACCUUGUUAAUAUUGCCAAGAACUAUAAUGGUAAAUGGUUUAUUGGUGGUGACUUUAAUGAAGUGUUACAAGCUAGGGAUAAAUCUGGUGGAAACGGCAUAAACAACAAAAGGGUUAAUUUAUUUUGGAAUUGUCUGAACCAAUGUAAUCUUGUUGACCUAGGAGAAGUGUUUGAUAACUGCUACAUGCCUCCUGAGAUGAACUCUACUCUCUUAUGCUCGAUCCCCAAAUGUACCAAUGGCAUAAUGAUGAAAAAUUUCAGACCAAUAGGACUCUGCAACACAGCGUGCAAAUUGGUUACAAAAAUCAUUGUUAACAGGAUCAAACCCUCUCUCCCUGAGAUCAUAAGACCUAAUCAAUCCAGCUUCCUAAGUAACAGAAGGGCAUCAGACAAUGCCAUUGUUCAAGAAUACAUCUCCCACUUUAAAAAGAUGAAAGGAAAAAACCCCAACAUGAUCCUCAAAAUCGACCUAGAAAAAGCUUUUGACAGUCCAUCAAGAGGGAUCAGACAUGGUGACCCCAUGUCACCUUAUCUCUUCAUUCUCUGCAUGGAAAGACCCUCUAGAGCCAUUGAUAAAGAUGUUGACUCUAAGAUAUGGUAUCCAUCAAAAUAA